AAACAAAAUAUUAUCUUACAGAUUAUUUCGUGAUACGGGAAAAAAAUCCUUGCUGGCCAUCAGUUGUAGAUCAUGGACUACAUUCCAUUAACAGAGCGUGGAGACGAACUGCAACGCGACGAAGAACAAACAGAACCAAAACUUCACUUUAUCGGGAAAUCAUAUGUUUGUCACAAAGGAGGAUUCAAACACGAACACUUGAGUAAGGCUGAUUAUUUUAGUUGCAACGGGGAGGACAUGAAAACAAAGCAAAAAGAAGAGCAUGAAAAGAACUUGAAAGACAAGGAUUUACAAAUAGCAGCUGAAAAAACAAAAGAGGAAGAAACAAGAGCGAAAGCUGAAAGAGAUCUGGAAGAGCAACGCAGAAAAGAAGAACAGGAUGAAAGAGAAAAAGAGCUUCAAGAUCGUAGGGAACAAUGCGAAAGGUAGGAAACCUAUACGACAAGGUACAAAUUAUAUCAUAAAUGCUAAAAAAACUAAAUUAUUGCUUACGAACAGAAAAUCUUACAUUUGUUGACACGUUGACAAAACGGAAAAGUAUGAAAUGACAAGUUGUUGCAGAUAAAAUUAACAAAAUGCAUCACAAAAUUUCAAAAUUGAUCCCU
Molecule: messenger RNA, 605 nt
Organism: Ruditapes philippinarum (Manila clam)
Lineage: Eukaryota; Metazoa; Mollusca; Bivalvia; Venerida; Veneridae
Exons: 3
Coding region: 73-429 (118 amino acids)
Source: RefSeq, a predicted model, not a curated record